AUGGGAGUUGACAUCAACCACAAACACGACAGGAAAGUUAGGCGCACCGAAGUUAAGUCUAAGGAUGUAUACCUUAGGCUUUUGGUUAAACUUUAUAGGUACUUGGCUAGGCGCACAAAUGCUAAAUUCAACCAAAUUAUUUUGCGCCGAUUGUUCAUGAGCCGCAUCAACAGACCACCGAUUUCCUUAUCUCGCUUGGCGCGCCACAUGAAGAAGCCAACUCGUGAGGGUCUUAUCGCGGUAGUCGUCGGUACCGUCACCAAUGAUGUCCGUCUAUACAAGGUCCCCAAGCUAACGGUGGCUGCACUACACGUUACUGAGAAGGCUCGUGCUCGUAUUUUGGCUGCUGGAGGAGAGAUCCUCACUUUUGAUCAGCUGGCCCUCCGUGCCCCGACUGGCCGCAAGACUGUGUUGAUGCAGGGCCGUAGAAACGCUCGCGAAGCCGUGCGUCACUUCGGUCCAGCACCGGGAGCGCCCCGCUCGCACACCAAGCCUUAUGUGCGCUCAAAGGGCCACGAACGUGCUCGACCGAGCCGUCGCUCCAAUGUGUAA
Messenger RNA from Parnassius apollo (apollo), 552 nucleotides. The record is from the annotation of a GenBank genome assembly. Lineage: Eukaryota; Metazoa; Arthropoda; Insecta; Lepidoptera; Papilionidae.